Messenger RNA from Merops nubicus (carmine bee-eater), 477 nucleotides. RefSeq names its product leucine-rich single-pass membrane protein 1 (gene LSMEM1). The transcript is spliced from 3 exons. Bases 1 to 477 code for a protein of 158 amino acids. Lineage: Eukaryota; Metazoa; Chordata; Aves; Coraciiformes; Meropidae. The record is from RefSeq and is a predicted model, not a curated record.
AUGGAGAGGCCUUCAUUGGAAAUUAACCUGCCUGAUACUCAUGAAGAAGGAAAACUUUAUGUAGUUGAUUCUUUAAACAACCUAAACAAACUAAAUGUUUGUCCAGAUGAAUCCCAACAUGUGCUAGAUGAGGAAGAGAACACUGAUGGUGCUGCAGAAAACACGGCAGGGAGCAACAUAUCAAAUAAUCAGCGUUUGUUCUUCGUGACCUUUAUUCUUACUUUGAUCAUCAGUUUGGCACUCAUUUCAUUUGUAAUCUUCUUAAUAAUUCAAACUAGAAACAAGUUGGACCAAAUAUCAAGCAGACUAAUAUCUGAAAAGAAGAACAUAGAAGAGCUCAAGAAAAUGCACGAUAUGAUAUUAAAGCAUCUAAAUCAAUCAGGAACUCAGGAAAAGGGGAGAGACUUCUUCACACAGUCUCCUGAUCUUCAUGAUUACCUCUUUACUCAUGCUGAGCUGAAGGUCCCUGGAGAAUAG